AUGUCUUGGCUUGGCUUGCUCCCUUUCCACAAUGAUUGGUGUUUCAAUUGGCAGGAUGAAGAUCAAGAAUUUAAGGUCAACUGGAAAAGGGUAGCUGUCACAAGUACAUUUGGAUUUGGAUUUGUCGGACCACUUGGACACUUCUGGUAUGAAGGCUUGGACAAAUUUAUAAAGAUGAGGCUUCAACUCCGCCCAAAGUCGGCAAAGUUCGUCGCUGCCAAAGUUGCAAUGGAUGGCCUUAUCUUUGGCCCCUUUGACUUGUUCGUGUUUUUCACUUAUAUGGGGUUUUGCACCGGCAAAAACGCCGCUCAAGUGAAGGAAGACGUGAAGAGAGAUUUCCUCCCGGCCUUGAUUUUGGAAGGCGGCGUAUGGCCAAUCGUUCGGGUUGCAAAUUUCCGAUAUGUUCCAGUGAGAUACCAACUCCUUUAUGUCAAUAUCUUCUGCCUGUUAGACAGCGCCUUUUUGUCAUGGAUCGAGCAACAAAAGGAUGCUCCCUGGAAGCAGAAGUUUACUUCUUUUACCUCGAUGAAAGAACGGGGAGGCUAAGGCAGACUGCGAAUUCUUUUUAUACCGACCGGAGUCUCAAGUGUACAACAGGAUAUUCAUGUACCGUUGAAUGAAUUAAUGAAGAACCCCCGAAAUCUGGACCAGGGUUUUAGAU
Hibiscus syriacus is the source of this 661-nucleotide messenger RNA. Its product is annotated as PXMP2/4 family protein 2-like. The transcript has 3 exons. Bases 1 to 546 code for a protein of 181 amino acids. Gene Ontology annotation, cellular component: membrane; cytoplasm. The record is from RefSeq and is a predicted model, not a curated record. Lineage: Eukaryota; Viridiplantae; Streptophyta; Magnoliopsida; Malvales; Malvaceae.